AUGUCAAACUUCAUAGAGAGGUCUACUGAUGAAAGUAUGAGCAUGGAAGUAGAUAUGGUUCUUGGUGAUCCACCUGCCACAGCAAUAGAGGCCAAUCGUAACUACGCUGCCUUUCAGUUGAGUCUUGAGUGUGCAAAGAAUGAAUACCUGACCGAUGAAGACCAGAGAGCGACCUAUUACCUUGGAGGGAUCUGUUGCUUAUUGCCGGACGUAACAGAUGAUCUGCAAGAAGCUCUUCGUUCGAUGGACCUGAGAGUUCGGACAAUAAGCUUCCCUUCAGCUGCCGCAAGGAAUGGUUUAAUCGUCCCACCGAAGGAGGUAGAGCCCAAAAAGUCUAUGGCUCUCUUUGGUUACUUAUUGAUCAUGCUUUACAAGAAUGUUGACGAAGUCCUCUUUAGAGGAUUUUUUGAGGAUCAUUUGAAGAAACUUUUUGAUAUAUCUGGUUUUGUUCCGAGGGAAGGAGAAGAUGUGUCAGUUUUCAGUGAUGCGGAACAUGCUAUGUACUACCGAAACUCCUAUGGUCAGAACCAUGGGAUCCGUACAGGAAAUUCUCAUGUGGCAACAUUUUUUUUCAUCUUUACCAUUCUUCGAGGCUCCCCUGUUCUUAGAGCCCCUAGAUUAGCAGAUGAAAUAGAAAAUUUUAGAAGGGCAUGUGAAGCAGUACUGGCUACUGAAUUUCCUUGUUAUUAUAUGAUCUUCGAAGAUCCUGAGAGCUACGCUAUACUUGACCGUUCCAACUUCCCCACGCUCACUGCUGUUGCUAUGAAGUUAAGGACCAAUGCAGAGUUAUGUGAAGUAGACUAUUAUGUGGCUAUGCAUAGGAACCAGCUCGGUGACAAGUCGGUGAGUUUGUCUUCUGAUGACAAUGGCAACGUCAAGGAAGACCGAGUCAAUUGCAACUCUGCAUUGGUCAUUAAUUGA
Molecule: messenger RNA, 921 nt
Organism: Microthlaspi erraticum
Lineage: Eukaryota; Viridiplantae; Streptophyta; Magnoliopsida; Brassicales; Brassicaceae
Source: the annotation of a GenBank genome assembly